AUGCAUCCGAUUGUUUGUAAUGGUAACAAAUUGAAAUGGAAGUUUGGCAAUAUCAAAAAUUUGGGCGAAAAUAAAUUGUCUAGUGAUAAAUUCACAAUUGGACCGGUUGAUUGGUUAGUUUCCCAUUUUUUCCGCGAAAAAACAAUCCUGAUUGAUAGUUUUCAGGGUCAUCGAUAUCUCUUCGGAAACUACGGACAAUGUGAAGUUUCUGACAGUCUGGUUGAGAUAUGAUUCAGCGAACAAAGCUCAGGAUAAUUGGGUUUGUGAUGCCAAAGGAAAAUUCAAAUUAUUGAAGCAACGCGGGUCUGGAAAACAUACAUCGCAAGAUUUCGAGAUUCGCUAUCAUGGAAGACGUAUGAUUUGGGGAGCACAUAUGUUGCAGAUGGUGAAGGUUUGGGAUAGAUCUAGUGGUUUUAUGAAAGAAGAUUCGCUGAUUAUUGAGAUAGAUUUAAGUUUCAAGUAUCAUGAUUUUUCGAAAAAUAUCGAAAAUUUCACUGAUAUUCGAAUCAAUGUCGAAAAUACUGAUUUUUAUUUGAAUAAAGGAGUAAGUUUUUCGUUCUAAUAUUCAUACAAUCUUUGGUUUUUCAGAUACUUUGCUCGAAAUCGGAGUAUUUCUACAAUUUAUUUGUCAAUGAUAAAUACACGGAGACUUCCAAAAAGUUGCUUGAUAUUACUGCGGAUGAAUUCAGUAUAAUUCUCGUUCCCUAUUCUUUUAUUGAUCCAGUCUUUGGUAAGUUUUCAAUUCACAAACUUUGAUGGUUCUGGUUAAAAAUCUAUAAUUUUCCAGAGGACUUUUAUAAUAAAUUCAUUGAAGUUGCUAAUAAUUACGGUGUUCAAUCACUUCAUGACACCUGUGAGAAAUAUUUGAUUUCUAAUGAGGAGAUGGGAAUUAUGAAAAAAAUAAAAUUUGCGGAGGAUAAUGGUUAUGCAAAGUUAUUAGAGACCUGCAUCGAGAAGUUCAAAUCUCCAACUGAAAUCAAGAACUUGAAUACUGAUCCAAGAUUUGAUGAAUUGAAAGAUGAUACGAAAUUGAAAAUAAUGAAUAAGUUGUUAGAUUUUUAUUGA
Molecule: messenger RNA, 1065 nt
Organism: Caenorhabditis angaria
Lineage: Eukaryota; Metazoa; Nematoda; Chromadorea; Rhabditida; Rhabditidae
Source: the annotation of a GenBank genome assembly